AUGAUCAACAGGAUGUUUAAGUGGAUCGAUACUAGGGACGCUCUCCAUCAGUUGGCGCGUAUCCCUCGUCUUUUUUUGACCCCUCCUUCAACAGAGCCGCCCUGUUCGAAGAAACAAUCUAAGACAAUGCCCGCAUUUAGAUCAUUCCCUACGAUAAAGGCGAAAACAGUAAGUGUGUCCGACGACGACAGCUCACUUGUGAGCUACAACGAUUCUGAGACUUCAACAUUGCCCGAAACUUCGUCCGGUGCUAGUUUUUCUUCGCAACAUGAUCCAAUGAUGGAUGACGGAGAGUGUAUUUUAGCUCUUCAGAAAGAGUUUCUACUGCACACACUAAUGUAUAUGGAGAGACUAAAGUGUGUAUAUCGUCUAGACCGAGCUUUGGCGAGCACCAUCUCAUCCUGCUCCUCAAAGGCUACUUCGGAGACUUUCGACAUGAGUGAAGUAGGCGUAUGUAGUCUUCCUUGCAGUAGCAGUGAGCGUGGUGAAGUUCAGUGGCCAUACAGACGCGAGGAGGCUCGUGUUAUAAUUGAGUUGAUCGCAUGGUACAAACAACGAGAAAAUAUGAGUCUGCUCGCGUUACUAUACGGUCAAGUGCAUUCACAUAAAUUAUCGAAACGGAAAAGCUUUGUUCGAUGGUUAUCCAUGGAGUUGGAAGCUGCAUUACAUGCUUUGCCAUCUGUUGCUUCCUCAGGUGACGUCAGGAGCACUUGCCUAUUGUGGCUUGUCAACCGUAUUGUGAACCUCGAUAGCUACGACAGCGAAAAAUCGAAUUCGAGCUGGAUCACACGCGAGGAGGGUCCUCAGAAGUGGUUAAAUAUGUGUACAGACUGUGUUUGUGCUGCGAGCUCAACAGAUCUAUUAACUACUGAUGUCAUCAUGGUUCGAAAUAGGAACCAAUACAUGUCACCUUGUGCGUUGAAGAAAGAUGUGCAUGCAACGAAUACGCUUCGUGUGCCUCCAUUCACUGACUUUGCCUCUCUCUUUGAUUCACUUCCUGACAGCACAUGCGAGUUGUCGAUGACCAUUGGUACUGAGCCCCCUACGAAGCCUCUUAUCAAUAACAAGGAGGAUUUAUUUUGGAAUGAAGCCACGCUAGCCUUCAAGCAUGAUCCAAGCGUUCAUGCUGUAUUCGAGUUGCUGCGUGGGCGAUUAAUCGCUUCUGACCUCCCUAUAUGUCCUUGUUUGCGCAUAUACUGGCGAUGUGUUCUCACAGAGAUGCUAAGGAGUGGAUGGGAAGCGGUAGCAGUGCUGGCCGACACAAACUCUCAAUAUAGCUGGGUGGGAAGCCAUCGUAAUGACCCUAAAAUAUCUAAGCAUUCACUUAAACUAAGGAAGGACGCUGAAUACUACGCUGUAGGUGUGUUUCUUUCUUUCCGUCGCAUACUGAGCGCUUUCAGUAAGCAUCAGUUGUUGAAACCUCUCAUUGAAUUGCAUGAGCUAGUAGCUGGGUACCGCUGUCACACAGUUGAUCGAGAAAGCAAGACCACAUUUACGGCUAUAGCGAGCAAAUGCAGUGAUUUCACUUCUCAUGUCCCUAGUACUAGUAAUGCUCUCAUAAGGAGUGAUAAACUGAGGUGUUUCAUGGAUCAUGCUGCUGCGGUCAGACAGGACAUUCUCUCUGGGAAGAUAGCCUCGCCGUUAUUGUGGCGUGAGCUGGUGUUGUUUGACGCAUUUACGCUAAUCAAUCUUGGCCACACUAGCGAAAAGGCAAGCGAUCUGUGGGAUGCUGUGCGAGAAGUUGAGGAUGAGGAUGGUGUCGGGGCAUCGGGGUUAGGCGUUGUGAGCACGUAUAACCACAUCGAUGUGGAGGCAAUGAAGCCAAGACCCUUACAGCUGAGUGUACAAAAGCUACGUCAGCACCUCGUGUACAUUCAGGAGGAGUGCCUUCAGCACCUCACUGUACUUGAGGCGAGCUCCAGCAGUGUGAAUACAUCCGUGAUUUCAUCUAAGAUACAUCCACAGCGAGCGACUUGCGUACGCGGAAUAGACUUCAUCGUAUCUAAGAUAACACCAAGAACUCGGACUGGACUGAUAAGCCGCUUGAGGGAAGGCCUACGACUCAGUACAAAGGUAUUAUUAGCUCUUGGUGACACAGCGUCUAUCUGCGCUCUUUAUCAAAAGCACGGUUCUUCUAUUGGUGGAAGCUGGGAGACAGGUAAGGCAUUGGUACAAGAAGGAGUCUACGACACUGCACUUGAUGCCUUUCAGCAUCUUUUACGCGAUACUCAUGCACAGUACCCAUUUGGACUGCCUCGGUUUAUUCAGGAUAUGAUUCUUGAGGCGAUUACUGGCGCCGGCCAUGGGAUCGUUUCUGUACUAGACAAUGGACAGCUGAGGGAAACAGAGACGAUCAACAGAUUAAUGCAGCGCUACGAGCAACUUCGUAGUUGGUCGGUAGGUCACCUCCUUCCAACACCUUUGUGCCUUCACGCACUUCUCAGGGGUGUUUUAAGAGGCACAUCUUCUACUGUUACGGAAACGUUGCCACUGCGUGCUCAUGUAGUGAGUCGUUUUCUUAUGGAGUACACAUCCCGAUACGGCGCACGGGACGGUUUUUUGUCCAAAAGCAUUGAUAUGUGGAUUGAAUGUGUUUUGGGGGCUCGGCAAACCACAGGGGCUGACUCAGAACUAUCGGAAGUGAUGGAGCAAGAAUUCUUACGCGCACUUGUAGAACUUCUCAGUAGAUUUCCACAUCUCCCCAUUACCCGUAUCAGCUUAACCUGGUUUCUGCGAGCAGGCUACAGAAAAGGGGUCCACGUAGUUUUAUGCAGCUUGGUUGCAUCAAAGGCUUCGUGUUCGAUGGAUAUAUCGGACGCAUUGCAGUCAUGUGAACUUCAGAGUUUAGUUAUGUCGUCCUCAUCUGACCAAAUUUACCUUUCUGAUAAUUACAUACAAGCAACUCUUAACUCUCUUUCGCGAAGGGCUCUCGAGGAGCUGGUUGAAUUCCUAGAUUCAGAUGACACCACAUCCGCCAAGGCAGAUUUCUUUCAGUUAAAAUGCAUGGGAACAAACAAUUUUGAGGAGGCGCGCUUCGAUCGCAUGAAGGACAUGUGCAAAAAAACAGCACAAUAUUGUGCUGUGCUUCAGUUGCAGCAGCGGCCAUGGCAGUGCUUUCUGUGUCGCACAUGGAACAGCCGUCAUAGCACGGAGUGCAAGCUCUGUCAGUCACUAGACACAGCUGUGGUACAGUGUGCGCGGUGUGACGGCUUUGCUUCCACCCGUGACACUGCAUGCUUGGUGUGCGGAGUCGAUUUCACACUGGACGGUGACACAAUGGCCCGUAAGGAGAUUUUGGAUGGUGAAGGUAUCGGUGCUCCUCUUUCCAAAGUAGGCGAUGGGCGGUCUGCUGAUGUCGUUUUAUACUCUUCCUCCUUCAAAGCCGUUUUUCCACUACGUGUCUGGACUUGCAACGACUGCGGUCGUGCAAACGACGCGAGACACAUAUUUUAUUGUGCCUUCUGCAACAGUCAAAAUGUGGCGCUUCAGAAGGCAUUGAUGGGGACAUCCUACACGUGCCCUACCUGCGGGUACGUUAACCCGCAGGGGAUGUUGCGCCCGUGGUGCAGCACUUGCGGAACUCUUUCCCCUGUAAUACCAUCUGACCAGAAAAAAGAGCUGUGGUACUGCUCAGCGUGUCAUCAUCUUAACCCAUGGCUAUUUGUGCACUGCGAACGUUGCACAGAAGGUCGUCCGCUGCCGGCGUCGGUGCCGGGUAGUGUGGUUCAUUCUUCUUUUCCACCGUUUGCUGACAACAGCACGAGUCUUACAUUGUGGCCCUCCCCUUUUGUCACGGUGCUUUGGGAUACGAUGCAGUGCCAUGCAUGCCGUGUAGUCAAUCCGUUGGUUGCUAGAUUUUGCCGCGGAUGCGGUUGCGAACUGGCACUUCCUUCCAAGGUACGCGCAGCUAUUAACUCUGGUUUGGUAGGGUGGAUAUGUGGGGUAUUUGUUCCCCGCCCAAAUCAUGAGUCGUGUGGCAAAGAUGAGUGUCAAAUUCCUGUAGAGAGGACAGCUAGAGCACCUACUGUGUCUAACUCUGUAACAUGCAACUAUUGUGGUUGCAUUCAGGCAAAUUCCGUCGGUACUGCUUUCCUUGAUCGGGUUCUAUGUAGACGUUGCCAUGCUUGCUUGCCUGGAUUCACCGUCAAGAUAUGGGUGUGCCUUCAAUCGAAGUGCUUCCAUGUUAAUGUAGAUUUGGAUGCUAGCACUGGAGCCGCUUUCAAAGGGGUUACCGAGGAGAGAAUGAGCAAUGAAGAUAUAAGAUCAACGACUGAGGAAGCUACGUUUUAUACGUGUUCUGCAUGUCAUACUUCGCACCACAUAGCUGAUAUAUUCCAUCUUUACUUUCAGAGGUCAGAAGCUGUGCCGCACCCACAACUAUCACCAUUAUCCACGUCACCUCUUGUUCUGAGGGGUGCGAGCGAUACUUCGAACCCUCUCGGUUAUCGCGGUGAGCUCAGUAGCAUGAGGACUGCAAAGGCCCUGCUAUUUCUACCACCAGUUUCAGGACCCACUCAAUGUUGUAUUAGCUGUGGAACGUACCUAGAAUACACUAAUCUUGCGUGUGUGUGUCCUCAAUGCGGGCUGUGCCAGACCGACUUCGUCCACGAAAAUAAUCAGACAAAAAGGGGGCGAUACAAUGAGGCUUUAUUGUCACAUACCUCACCUACGAAAACUAUUCUCUCUGGAUGGUUGAUUUUGUUUAAGUUGUCUGAAGCUAUCAGCGCGAUCCGGUGUUAUCAAGAACGUGGUGAAGAAACAGAGCUCGGGGUCUCGGACGGGCAGAAGUCAGAUCAACUCAACAAGGCGUUUCCCCCAAGAUCUGACCCCACGUGGAUUCUGGACUUUAUGAAGUCUGCAGUAAGCGCACUACGAUCAAUGCAAGAGGAUCUAUUGCCCUGGCGCGGUUGUGACCUACAGAACUGCAUGCUUUGUGGUAUAGAACCGCGUGUGGUAGUGUUAAAUGAUGAAAUGGAUAGCCUUCACUCUGCGAUUCUCCUUGUGCGGUGUAUUAUUGAGGAUCUUUGUUUGGUCGCAAAAUCUUUUAGUGAGAAUAGGGGCAUUGAGGCUUCUGUGCUCUCGGAGUGUUUGGAGUCGGAUGUGGUGUGGGAGAAGCAGCGUCCGUGGCUGCUUGUCGCUGGCGAUUUGGUGGAUAUCGUUAACACCACUACCGACUUUGAUGAAAUUGGUUUCCCACUACUUGCAAAUUUAUGUCAGUUAAUACGUCCACAUGAGGUGGAACAUAUUCAGUCAGAAACCAGAUGGUCAUAUCUACAUGCGAUGAAGCUAACCCGUGAAGCGAUGGUUCAUGAGGUGGUCUGCGUGUGGUGUUUCGGCCGGCACAAUAAGGAUGAACUGUGUUGCUUCUAG
Phytomonas sp. EM1 is the source of this 5370-nucleotide messenger RNA. NCBI's taxonomy places the organism in Eukaryota, Euglenozoa, Kinetoplastea, Trypanosomatida, Trypanosomatidae. The record is from the annotation of a GenBank genome assembly.